Molecule: messenger RNA, 1774 nt
Organism: Myxocyprinus asiaticus (Chinese sucker)
Lineage: Eukaryota; Metazoa; Chordata; Actinopteri; Cypriniformes; Catostomidae
Product: ephrin-A1-like
Exons: 5
Coding region: 169-846 (225 amino acids)
Biological process (GO): ephrin receptor signaling pathway; axon guidance
Cellular component (GO): plasma membrane
Molecular function (GO): ephrin receptor binding
Source: RefSeq, a predicted model, not a curated record
UUUUAGCUAGAGAGGCAUACAAACCUGUUAUUCAAGCAAACUGACUCACUAGUGUUUCAGCGAUUCUUGCACGGUAGUAGUGCACAUUUAUUUUUGUAUCUCCAGUGUGCAAAACGUUCUUUUGCACUCAUUUAUAUUCUUUAAAAAAGUAUCAUAUAAUCGGACUUGAUGGAUUUUCUGUGGCUGAUGUGUUUAACGGUGAGCAUCAGCGCCUGGUACGCAUCCGCAGAGCGACACAGCGUGUACUGGAACAGCUCAAACUCCAAUUUUCUAUGGGACGACUAUACUGUGGAGGUCCACAUUAAUGACUACCUAGACAUCAUCUGCCCUCACUACUCGCGUGGUAAGGUCCCAUCCCAGGAGGCAGAGCGGUACGUGCUCUACAUGGUGGAGCUGGAGGAUUACGAGGCCUGUAAGCCACAGUCCUUCGACCAGCUACGCUGGGAGUGCUCCAGACCCUUUGCUCCUCAUGCCCCAGAGAAGUUCUCAGAGAAGUUCCAGCGCUUCACUCCCUUUACUCUGGGCAAGGAGUUCCGCCAGGGGGAAAGUUACUACUAUAUUUCCAAGCCUCUUCACCAUCAUGGGCAGGAGUGUUUGAGACUGAAGGUGGAUGUAGUUGGACCUCAUGGUUCCAAGAACAAGAAGACAAUGGAGAAGGAAGAGUAUAUUGAAGGAAAGAUGGCUGCAGGAGGCGUUCACAACCCAUCCAACAGGCUUCCAGCAGAUGACCCUAUUGCAAUAAUCCCAGUUGUGCAGAGGAGUGUGGGCAGUUCAGGUGUUCAUGUGUAUCCAGUCUCCAGCUUUGUCACGUUGGUCUCUGUAUUCAUCCUUCAGCUCCUCCACUGAGCAUGAUAAAGGGACUCUCUCGACUUUGGUCCAUUAGGACACAACAGACUUUUAAGCUAGUGCUGGUUACUGGCUCUGAAAAUAGAUUUUAUACAAAGUAUUUUUAUACAAACUAAAAUGACUGAAGUUUUUGUGCUGGUGUGCAAGUUACUGAGUGAUGUGUUUGUAUUUGUGUUUGUUAGAGUGAUGUUGUGACCAGAGAAAAGUUAAGAACCUUCUCCCUCAUUCUGCUUAAUAUUUUUAUUUAAUUGUUUUUUUUUUAUUUUUAUAUAUAUAUAUAUAUAUAUAUAUAUAUAUAUGAGUAUUUACUGUUCUGUUAUUCUUUCCCUCUUUUUACUUUUGUAGAGUGUGUGUAUUCAUUGUUCCUGAAAAUUCUUCACAAAUGUACUUGGCAAUCUUAAGAUAUAGAACAAACCAUUAAGACUUGAGGACCCUGACCUUGCACCUUAUAAAGAACUGAUGUUCGUACAUGGAACAAUGUUUUUAAAUCUAGAACAGUUAUCGAGGAUUGGUGUUUACUUGUGUUAUUGAUCUGGUGUUGCUGUUGUUGCAGUUGGUUUCUGUGAUGUAAUGUGAACACACCCUACAAAAUGUACUGGCACUAAUUCAGAAAGCCACUAAUCAUACGCAAAUGGAUAGGUGAAAUAUUUUUCUUUCUUUAAUAACACAUUUGGUUUUAAACAGCUAUUUUCAGUUGUUGUGCGUGCGUGCGAGAGAGAGAGAGAGAGAAUCUGGCCUUCUCUAAUUCUGAGAGAGAGCACAACUGUACACAUAGAAAUAAUUCAAAGCAUUUUCUCAAAUAAUUUAAAAGAAUUACUGCUUUUGUAAAAACUUGUUUUGUACUGUAUUGGUUUAUAAACUUUUGUAAAUAGCUGUGUAAAAAUGUACAUAUUGAAAGUUAUAUAAAGACUUUUGUUAAUUAUGAAAA